This is a messenger RNA of Fraxinus pennsylvanica, 711 nucleotides long. The record is from the annotation of a GenBank genome assembly. Lineage: Eukaryota; Viridiplantae; Streptophyta; Magnoliopsida; Lamiales; Oleaceae.
AUGUUGGGAGUGUUUAGCAGCUCGAUAGUUUCGCCGCCGGAAGAGCUGGUGGCUGCCGGAAGUAGGACGCCAUCGCCGAAGGUGACAGCGGCGAAGCUGAUGUCCCGGUUCCUGGAGACGAACUCAUCGGCGGUGUCCAUACAGAUCGGCGAUGAUGUCCAGAUGGCCUACACUCACUACAAACAGUCGGCUUUACAGCCCAGAUCAUUUGCAGUUAAGGAUGAAAUGUUCUGCUUGUUUGAAGGUGCGCUCGAUAACUUGGGGAGUCUGAAACAACAAUAUGGCCUUGCAAAGUCUGCCGAUGAGGUAAUUUUGGUGAUUGAAGCCUACAAAGCACUUCGUGACCGGGCACCGUACCCGGCGAACCGAGUCGUCGGCCACCUCGAGGGGAAUUUUGCAUUCAUGGUAUUCGACAAGUCGACCUCCACUUUAUUUGUGGCUACUGACCAAUUUGGCAAAGUUCCUCUCUACUGGGGUAUCACUGCUGAUGGAUAUGUCGCAUUUGCCAACGAUGCUGAUUUGCUAAAGGGUGCUUGUGGCAAAUCACUUGCUUCCUUCCCACAAGGUUGCUUCUUUUCCACUUCAGUCGGAGAACUUAGAAGCUAUGAGAAUCCAAAAAAUAAGAUCACUGCUGUUCCUGCUACCGAGGAAGAGAUAUGGGGAGCGAAGUUCAUGGUGGAAGGGCAAAGCGUUCUGGCAGCCACAAAAUAG